AUGAUGCGCUCACAUGUCUGCCAACAAUGCAGGCUGCAGCUCUCGCGACGAUUACCAACUCCGCGGCACCCCCAAUUGCAGUCCAAAGCCACCAUCGUCUCGUUCCGCAAAAACCCAAAUGCGCCGCAAACCAACCAUGAGGCGCAACCACCGCCUGAAGAGGCCCAAAAUGAGGAUAUUGCGGUGCAAGAGGGACAGUCUCAAGGGCUUAGGAUACCAUACGAACGACGUGGCCAAGAGACGGAUCUCACUCAGGGUCAUCAUAAUAAUUACAGUGAAGGGAAUGGAGCAGCGGGUUGGUACUCCCGAAGCGCGCAGCCUACAGGCCCACCUGGGCAGCACCGGCAGAAGCAGUAUCGUGAGACAAAAUCCGCGUUUGGUUCAGACGCAGUCACGUCUGUUGCGCAAACCAUAAAUGGGUUUUUGAAGCGUAACAACGUAAAAGCAGCCUGGGACCUCUUCGACAAAACCUACUCCUCACGAGACGUACCAGCUCUGACCGAUCCAUCGCUCAGCGACAUCCCCGUUCUCACGGGCGGCGGUAUAUUUACACGGCUUGCUCAGGGCAUUAGUAUGGAAUUCGCCCACGGAAACAACCAAGUCCCUACACCGACCGAAGUCCUCUUUCGAUACGAACAACUGGACAUAGCACCAAAAGGCAUAUGGAAACAGACGAUAGCACAACUCACAUACGAGUUCCUGUUGUCAAUGGCACCGGCCGACCAACGCGGGGCUCCAACAUCUAUCUCCACAACACAACGGGGCACAGAGGCGAUUUUGGUCGAGCUACUGUCUCUUUGGAAGCUUUUUUUUCAGCGCCACGGGACACAGCAAGAUAGAGACCCGUUUGAAUCCAUCAACUCUGAAUGGAAGACGAUCCCUGAAUCAGAAGUUCGUUUCGAAGCAGGCAAAAACUAUGGGGCACGGCUUCAGCAGUUUCAUCGUACGCACCCUACUGGUCCCGAGUUACAGUACUCGGCUAUAAACAUCUUCAACUACUUCUAUGGAGAAACGCAGCCUCCGCGUACUAUUCCAGACGCUCUCCGAGAACAAAAUCAGCCAUUUCUUCGGUUGUUGACUUCGACGUUGGCCGGAUCAAACAUAGUGGUCGCUUUCAAACACGCAGAAGUCAAUGCUCAGAUCAAGAGCUUAGGCGAAGAGUAUCGACGGUCCAUCGCUGCCCAGAUGGACCUGGCUCCCAGCCUAGCCAGGAGAAUAAAUGGUCUCGACCCAUCAGUGACUCCAGAAGAGAAGGCCUCUUACUUGCAAGAGUCCUUUCUCAAACGCAUCUAUAGACAAGUGAUGAUGCAAGCCAACGUCCGCGGGUUGGAGGAGAUCUGGGGAGAGGUUGAAACUACGUAUAAAGCGUCUGAUGCGAAGCCGCUGAUACCCCCACCAGUAUACAACGCUUUUCUAUCGGGUUUCAUGACUCUGUUUCAACCAGACCACGCUGUAAAAGUCUGGAACCAUAUGAUUGCGCACGGCGUCAAACCGGAUUUGGAGACGUGGAACGCAAUGUUAAUGGGCUGCGCAAAAGCCAAAGACCUGGCCGGCAUGAAUGCUGUGUGGGACCGAAUGCUACGCUCUGGUUUCGAGCCUGACCAACGUUGUUGGACAACGCGGGUCCACUCAACUAUUGGCACUCAUGUGCAAGUUGAGGCGGGUCUGGUCAUCUUGGACGAGAUGGGCAAGAGGUGGCUGUCGGCUGAGAACGCAAUCAAAGACGCAGGCAAAGCAAAAGGUGCUAGAAACCUUCAAUCUAGUGCAAAGAUGGCCAACAAUUUCACGAAGCCAGCUAUUGGAGUCAUCAACGGCGCGGUCGACGCUAUCGCCCAAUUACCCCUCAAAGGAAAGGUCCUAAGUCAUCGGAGCAAAGGCAUCACCUUCGAAACAAAAUUGUCAUACGUACAUAAGAUCCUGCAGUGGGCUGGCAACUUUGGCAUCAAACCUGAUGCUCGCACCUACAACGCUUUGAUCAAGCUCUACCUCGAGGGCAAUGACUUUCCGACCACCUUCAAGCUACUUCGACAAAUGGAGAAGGAGGGUAUAGAAGGUGAUCUUGCUACGCACACCAUGCUCCUCCGUGCGGCCUUCGACAACCAGAAGUUUGACGACCUCUCACACCAGGAGCAGGCAGAUCGUGUCCUUGGUCUCUUCGAUCAACUCGAACAAGGUGGCCUAAAGCCCAACACUUACGUGUACCAGAUCGCUGUGGACCGCUUACUGAAAAAUUUCAAAAACUACAAAGGCGUGCGCGCUGUCAUUGAUCACAUGAUGAGUCGCGGCUUCGCCGUCUCGCCGCAAAUAUACACUUCGCUAGUCACACAUUACUUUCAACAAGAUCCGCCAGCCAUCAGAGAGAUUGAUAGUCUCGUAACGCGCAUCCUGGGGCCGCCCGCGGCGCCUACGGACAGAUUCCUCUUUGACCGACUCAUCGAAGGGUAUGCGAGGGUCGGCGAAAUCGCGUCCAUGAUGACGGUACUCACCAAGAUGGGCGCGCACGGCAAGAGGCCCAGCUUCGUUGCACUCAUUGAGGUUGUCAAAGCGCUAUAUAAGGCCGGUAAAUGGGACCGCGCGAGGGCCAUUGUGCGUGAUGUCCAGCUAGGAACAGGUGUUGCGAAGGACGCGCCGACGAACCUGCACCAGGUUGAUCGCGACCAGUUCUUCUACGUUGUUCGGGCGCUCGCCCCUGAGCUACUGGAGAGUCUGGCUGGCGAACAUCUCAGCGCCCCGGGGAGUGCACGAGGUGACCGCGUCGCGCAGGCCAUGCAAGGUGAUGCUAGCUACGAGCAGCCGCAGGCACCGUAUCAGCAUGAGCUGUACGAGCAACAGCAGUACGAACAAUACCAGCAACAGCAACAGCAUUACGACCAAAGUGGGCAUGAGCAAGUGCCAUCCGAGGAAACCCAGAUGUCAUAUCAGCAGGCGCCAAAUGGGCAGACACGCUACCAACAGACGCCAGAGGUGGACACCGAGUACGUGAACGCAGAGCAUGACGGAUAUCUUUCGGACGAAUCUCAGGCGCCACGCCACUGGUGA
This is a messenger RNA of Didymosphaeria variabile, 3039 nucleotides long. RefSeq lists its product as uncharacterized. The transcript has a single exon. The record is from RefSeq and is a predicted model, not a curated record. Gene Ontology annotation, molecular function: protein binding. Lineage: Eukaryota; Fungi; Ascomycota; Dothideomycetes; Pleosporales; Didymosphaeriaceae. The coding region runs from base 1 to 3039 and encodes 1012 amino acids.